UUCUUUAAGAAUGGGUUACAAAAUAUUCCAACAGCUCUAAACUCAUUUGCGAAUUCUCUGCAAAAGUUAGAAAUUUCUUACCAAAGAAGGAUGACGAGUGUCGAUUUUAACGGGAUGAAUGACUUCUAUAACCUUACAUCACUAGAUUUGAGCAGCAACAGCAUUUUGGAAAUCGGAAGGUACUCAUUUAGUGGAUUAAGUAAAUUGCAGACAUUGACUCUUCAGAAUAACAAUAUAAGAACUAUUGAUGAUGGCGUAUUUGAUCCCAUUGAGAAUCUUCAGAGUCUCGAUUUGAGCCUUAACAAACUUCAUGUAAUACCUUCUACGAUGAAAAGCCUUAUCCACCUUGUAGAACUUGAUUUAAGUUACAACAACAUUUCAGAUUUGCGGAAUUUUGAUUUUAUUGCAUUCAUGCCAAACCUGACCUCUUUGAAACUCCAAGGAAAUGCAAUCAAUACAAUUGAUAAUAUUUCUUUAGAUGUUUUGUAUAACUCAUCAAAUUUAGUCAAUAUCCGACUUUGCGGCAACCCUUUCCGAUGUAACAAGGCGCUUUGUGAUUUUAUGUUGUAUGCCAAAUUAUACCUGUCAUUUUCAUCGUACGAUCUUCUGGACUUUACAUGGGGGUCUGUAAAAUGUACCUACUCAUGUGGCUAUCCAUUUAGGUACUUGGGAAAAACCUUUGACAAUGUUUAUGGAGAUCUUUGCCUCAGGAGCUUAGACCUACCGACCGAAGUACCGGUGGUUAUUAAGAAGAACAGAAAAUCUGUACGCGUUAUAUCAAUAGUUUUGGGUGUUCUUAGUAGUGGUGGUGUUAUGUUUGGAUUCCUUGCCUUCAUCGCAUUUCGUCGCUUGAGACAUCUUCAUCGAGGUUUUAUCUUUGCUGGACACGGGUUCGUCAAUUUCAAUAACAGAAGGGCUCCCGAUAUCAGGUUUGAUGCUCUUGUUUAUAACCACGUCCGGGAGAGCAAUUUUGUCGACGACCGUCUCCGACCAAGGCUUGAAGACCCACCGAACGACUUCCAUCUAUGCCUUCCGUUGACCCGCGAUUUCCGUCUAGGUGCAAAGAAGUUGAACAAUCUGCGCGAAUCCAUGAUCGCCAGUAGGUGCGCCAUUUUCGUCAUCAGCGAGGCAUUUGUCCAAGAUGCCAGAUGCAAGCAGGCACUUGAAGUGGCGUGUGAGUUCUUGCAUCGGGAUGAUCUUGGGCCAGCGCACCUGAAGCAAACGGGACUGAUCUUGAUAAUUUUAGACCCAGUACUCUUGGAUGAACUGCCAGAAACCCUGAGAGUCCUAGUCGAUCGCUUGGUCACCCUGGAGUGGGAGAACUUCAAUGAAGAGCGUUGUUGGAGAAGGCUUGAGCGGGCACUUGAACAAUUUAGAGAGCCGGACGAAAUAUGAAACUUGCAUU
This is a messenger RNA of Lytechinus variegatus (green sea urchin), 1405 nucleotides long. Its product is annotated as toll-like receptor 3. NCBI's taxonomy places the organism in Eukaryota, Metazoa, Echinodermata, Echinoidea, Temnopleuroida, Toxopneustidae. The transcript has a single exon. The coding region runs from base 91 to 1395 and encodes 434 amino acids. Gene Ontology annotation, biological process: inflammatory response; immune response; toll-like receptor signaling pathway. Gene Ontology annotation, cellular component: membrane. Gene Ontology annotation, molecular function: transmembrane signaling receptor activity; protein binding. The record is from RefSeq and is a predicted model, not a curated record.